This is a messenger RNA of Cinclus cinclus, 1490 nucleotides long. RefSeq names its product retinoid X receptor gamma (gene RXRG). The record is from RefSeq and is a predicted model, not a curated record. The transcript is spliced from 10 exons. Lineage: Eukaryota; Metazoa; Chordata; Aves; Passeriformes; Cinclidae. The coding region runs from base 1 to 1431 and encodes 476 amino acids. Gene Ontology annotation, cellular component: RNA polymerase II transcription regulator complex; nucleus. Gene Ontology annotation, molecular function: retinoic acid-responsive element binding; nuclear steroid receptor activity; nuclear receptor activity. Gene Ontology annotation, biological process: response to retinoic acid; cell differentiation; retinoic acid receptor signaling pathway.
AUGGUUGAGUCUGCUGAAGAGCCAGGACACAGGUCGGAAAUGCAGCCGGGCACGCAGGCUCCUUAUUCCCUGGAGACGGGAUCCUUCCCUCACUUCUAUUCCCCCGUGCACGCCAGCUCCACGUCGGUGAGCCUGUCCUCAGGCCUUCCCACAGGGAAUCCCGUGGAGGGGCCCCACAGCUACCUCGAGCCCCCCGCCAACGCCGCGCGGGCGCUGCCGUCGCCCAUGAACGCCCUGGGCUCACCCUACAGGGUCAUCACCUCCUCCCUGGGCUCGCACCCCGUCGCUCUGUCCUCCGCCCCGGGAAUGAGUUUCGUGACACACGCCGGCCCGCAGCUCAAUGUCCUGAACAACGUCAGCAGCUCGGAGGAUGUCAAGCCCUUGCCGGGUCUCCCAGGGAUGGGGAACAUGAAUUAUCCAUCCACAAGUCCAGGAUCCCUAGCCAAACACAUCUGUGCCAUCUGUGGGGACAGAUCCUCAGGGAAGCACUAUGGGGUGUACAGCUGUGAGGGCUGCAAAGGCUUCUUCAAGAGGACAAUCCGGAAGGAUCUGAUCUACACCUGCCGGGAUAACAAGGAUUGCCUCAUCGACAAGCGCCAACGCAACCGCUGCCAGUACUGCCGCUAUCAGAAGUGCCUGGCCAUGGGGAUGAAGAGGGAAGCUGUGCAGGAGGAGAGGCAGAGGAGCAGGGAGCGCAGUGAGAACGAGGCUGAGUCCACAAGCAGUGGCAGUGAGGACAUGCCCGUGGAGAGGAUCCUGGAAGCUGAGCUGGCAGUGGAACCCAAAACGGAGGCGUACAGUGACGUGGGCACGGAGAGCUCGACAAACGACCCUGUCACCAACAUCUGCCAUGCUGCUGACAAGCAGCUCUUCACACUCGUCGAGUGGGCCAAGCGCAUCCCCCACUUCUCUGACCUGACACUGGAAGACCAAGUCAUCCUCCUCCGGGCAGGCUGGAAUGAGCUGCUCAUUGCCUCUUUUUCCCAUCGCUCCGUGUCGGUCCAGGACGGGAUCCUGCUGGCCACGGGCCUGCACGUGCACCGCAGCAGUGCCCACAGUGCUGGCGUGGGCUCCAUCUUUGACAGGGUUUUGACAGAGCUGGUGUCCAAAAUGAAAGACAUGCAGAUGGAUAAGUCGGAGCUGGGGUGUCUGCGAGCCAUUGUCCUGUUUAACCCAGAUGCCAAGGGUUUGUCCAGCCCCUCGGAAGUGGAGUCGCUGAGGGAGAAGGUCUAUGCCACGCUGGAAGCCUACACGAAGCAGAAAUACCCUGAGCAGCCAGGGCGGUUUGCCAAACUCCUCCUGCGCCUGCCGGCACUGCGGUCCAUCGGGCUCAAGUGCCUGGAGCACCUCUUCUUCUUCAAGCUGAUUGGAGACACCCCCAUCGACACUUUCCUCAUGGAGAUGCUGGAGACACCCCUGCAGGUCACUUGAGGGUCUGUCUGGCCGGACCCUGGUCCCCCCCCCCCGUGCCCCUGCACAGCUCCUGCCCC